UUCCGAUCCUCGCAUGCGAGCCUUGGAGGUCGCCGAGACCCCGCGCUCGCCACGUCAUCGACGACCAGCGGACGACGCAGCGACCCAGCAGCCCAAGAGUCUGCCGAGCACAGAGCCUCGCCAAGGUCGUCCACCGUCCGAGCGCCGGACGGCCUCGAAGCGGCUGCCCCGCGUGCUCAUGCUGCUCUUGGAGCAUGGGUGGGUGUCGCCGGACGAUAUGCUCUACAGCGUCCUUUUGGCCAGCCCGCGGCAAUACCAUCGCCUCCAAGGUGGCAUUGACCCGUCGCUUCGGGCCUCGUGGUGGCUAUACCACGCACGGCGUCAGCGUGCGCUGUUGCCGCAAGACAAAAGCGUGUACGCGCACGAGCUAUUGCAUGGCAAUGCGAAUGUUCUCUUGACGCUGGCGCACACGGGUCAAGACGGCGAGAUCCGACGGGACAUUCCGCGGACGUUUCCCCAGGAGCCGUACUUUGAGACGACCUCGGAGACAGUCCGCCCAGGGCAUGUGCACUUGGCCAACAUCCUCAAGGCGCUCGCGCUUCGCUUUCCGUCCAUCGGGUACUGCCAAGGCAUGAACUAUGUCGUGGGGAAGCUCCUGCUCGUCUUGCGUAAUGACCGUGCCACGGAAGGCGACCUCACGCGCGACGACGAAGCAGUCGUGUUUUGGACCGUCGCCGGGGCCAUCGAGCAGCACGAUUUGCAGUCGCUUUGGGCUCCAUCCAUGCCAGGGCUGCGCCGCCAUAUCUAUGCGCUACAGACGCUCCUGGAGCGCCAACUCCCACAGCUCUUCUUGCACUUGCGUGCGAUUGGCAUGCACGCCGGGUACUUUGCAACGCAGUGGUUUGCUACGCUCUUUGCGCGCCUUGUCUCGCUCGACGCGUUUGCGUGCGUCUGGAACCGCUUCCUCGUCGACGGCGCCAAGCUCCUCUUCCGCAUCGCGCUUGUCGCGCUGGCGGAAAUGCAAGUCGACCUUCUCUCCCUCGACAUGGAAGGCGCGAGUACCUACUUUGUGCGGCACCCCAAAGCACGAGUCGGGGCGCUCGACGGUGCGUCGCUUCUUGAGCGCACAGUGCGCUACAAGGUGACGCGUCGCGGCCUCGACGAGAUUGAGACCCAGCGCAAGCUGUCGUUUCUGCAUCAUCGCCUCAUGCGCAGUCAUGGGUCGUCGCUCGACGCUGACAUCUUUUACCCCGAGCUCGACGGGCGCCCCGAGGACCCGCCGUCGGUCUUGGAGCCGAUUCGGCGGCAAGUCGCAAGCUACGAGCAUAUCGUCGCCAACGACAUUGCGGUGUUUCGGCUCAAGAUUGAGCAGCUUCAGAAGGCGCUCGAGAAGGCCACGCAGACGCUCGUACGUGCGACGCGCUCCUUUAUGGACGCAGCGUACCGCGUCGACGAGCUCAGCGAAUGGCACGACCGGCUCGAGCACCAAGUGCGGACGCUGUACCCUGGCGUGUACCGUACGACGGCGGCAUCGCCCGGCUGGUACCUUCGCAUGCUCGGGUGUUUUGAGCACCCGCAUGUACUCCUGAACGAAGAUGACGAAACGAGCACCAACGAGGCACUCGACCGGACGUAUUUUCGCACCAAGCUCGAGAGCCUUGGCCGUGAUCUCGCCCAUGCCAAAGCCGCGUGGGCGGUCGCCAGUGACGCACUGCGCUGGGCGCAGCUCGACGUCGACGAGCGCGCCUUGUACAAGACCAAGCUCGUCGAGCAGUUUUGGUCGGUGCUGCGGCGCAACGAGAGCGACAAGUCGGCGCUAUUGCACACGCUGUUUCACCACGUCGAUCAGAAAGAGACAAGCGACCGACUUGACAACGCCACAUGACUUUCUGCAGUUAAAACUCACGGGGCAAUGCGACAUAUAAGUAUCUAAGCUCCUAAACUAGUUUGCGCAACUCACAUCGUGCAAACGAUCGCGCCG
This is a messenger RNA of Saprolegnia diclina VS20, 1921 nucleotides long. RefSeq lists its product as hypothetical. NCBI's taxonomy places the organism in Eukaryota, Oomycota, Saprolegniomycetes, Saprolegniales, Saprolegniaceae. The transcript has 5 exons. The record is from RefSeq and is a predicted model, not a curated record. Bases 14 to 1825 code for a protein of 603 amino acids.